Molecule: messenger RNA, 4167 nt
Organism: Leucoraja erinaceus (little skate)
Lineage: Eukaryota; Metazoa; Chordata; Chondrichthyes; Rajiformes; Rajidae
Product: KIAA0319 ortholog
Exons: 20
Coding region: 1062-4118 (1018 amino acids)
Cellular component (GO): plasma membrane; cytoplasmic vesicle
Source: RefSeq, a predicted model, not a curated record
CAAGAUCCUAUCCUUUGUGGAUCCUAUGCUUUCCCCUUCCAAAGUCAAUAAUCGUUGAGAAACGCUAUUGACAAAAGUUAACCAACGUUGUCUGUCCAUUCCCUAACCCAUCUGGCUGACCCACUGAGUUCCUCCAACACUUUGUGUUUUGCUCAAGAUGUCAGCAUCUGCAGUUUCUUGUUUUCUCUUUGUUCUGCACAUCAAUCCCCUCUCCCCCCCUUCUCUGCCACAAAGCAAACUUGCAUCUCUUCCUUUCUCAUUUCCGACAAAGGGUCGGAGACCCUAAACACUGCCCCUUUCUCUUCCAACAAGUCCCGCCUGAUCUGGCGAGUUAUUCCGGCAUUUUCUGUUUUUUAAAGUGGAUUUUUUAAAUGAGUUCUGGCAUAUUAAAGACUUGCCUCCCUGUUGUUUGAUUUUGGUUUGAUUGUACAGGCGAAUACAUUUUCAGUUAACUAUAUUACUGUACAUGGUGCUGCCAAGUUGUACAAAUAGCCAACAUUCCCUUUAGACCGCUGAAUCUUAGCUGAAAAGUAGCACCGAGUGAUAAAGGCGUCUGAAGUCUUUUGUCUGCAACCCUGGUUGUAUUGUUAAGAGGGAGAGGCCUUAAUGCUGACUCUUGCAAACGCUGCCUGGGCGAUUUCUCUUUAAAGUAAGAGUAGAGAGGGUUAAGUGUUGUAGAAUUUUGGCCAUUGAUAAUUGUAUUAGGGGUGACCUUUUUAAUCCCGGCGGUGAGAUACUUGGGGAGUAUUUCCCCCCUUACAAUGAGGCGGCAGAUGUGAGCGUCGGCUGGGGAUGGGCUGAGGAUUAGCAUGCAAUGAGCUCACGGCACCACAUCGCAUGUGGGACCGAGGAGGAGAGCUCCAGUGACUCGCUGCCUCUGCCGGGACCGGGUCGGGGUUCCGUAAAGGCAGCCAAGCGGAUGAACCCGGUUCCCUGCCCCAACCUUGCCUUGCUGAAGAACCAUCACGGGAUUGCCCAGUGCCUCUGAAUUUGCAACUGAAGGGAGGACAAGGAAAGAAGAAGAAAAAAUUACACUUGUGCAUGUUUUUCUUGCCUGAGAAAUGAUUCACGUGUGGAUUUUCCUCAACGCUGUGUUACUGUGCAUCAUGACAGGGACUCUCUGCGAUUAUUGCAGUGAAACAGCUCGGUAUUCGGAUGCAAUAGUUUCCCCAAACAUGAAGACGAGCAAAAUCCUACGAGUUCCUCUGGCGGAUUCUAUGUCCGAAUGCACAUCGGCUUGUUGUGACUUUCCUGACUGUGACUUGGCGUGGAUGUUCCAGGGUCGUUGUUACAUUUUGAGCUGCCAGCGUGCGGAAGAGUGUGAACCAAAGAACACCAGCGCCAUGGAAUCUCACUUGACCUUUGUGCGGAGGUCAACUACUCUGAGGUCGAGUGUGCAGGAAGCCUUUUAUAGAGGCAGGGGCUAUCCCAUGGGCCAACUAGGUGGAUCUGCCUCAACUGGGAGGGACAGUAAGCUGGAAGAUCUCUUUGCACCAGAUCCGAGUCUCGAUGAUUCGACAGUGGCAGGCGCCAAAGGAGAUGACCAGAAAAUAUCCAUUAAUGACGGAAGCUUGCAGGGUUCCAGUAAGGAUCAGGAACAUGGUUCACAAGACUGGCUGGUGUGGGACCCCAACUAUGAUCUUGAUGUUUCUCCAGCCAAGGCUGGAGGAGUCAGUGAUGAAAGAGAGGAGGUUGGAAUUCACAGCGGGAUCUCAUCAGGUGUGGACUUCCCAGCCAAUGGACCUGAGCAGGAAGAGUGGCCUGAUGGGACAAAAGACGCAAGUGAUCUUAUGGCACUUGUCCCUUUGGAGACUGCGGGUAAAGAAGGUCUUCAGCACGAUUCAAAUGAAACUGAUGCUGGCACCCAAGAGGAAGAUGUCUUUCCUUCAAAUUCAUCACUUCCCAAACCACUCUCUGGGACAGCUGUUUCGGAAAACACCAGCUUUGCAGCCACACACCAGGAGAGGUCAGGAGCAGGUGUCCCGGAUGUAACUCCCGUAUCGGAGAAUCCACUGGCUUCACAGUCGGCGGGCACUGAAGUCACAACAGUGUCUGCAUUUACCCAGCAACCAGUUAAGGAACUGGUUGUAUCAGCUGGAACAAACAUUGUAGUCACUCGGCCCAAAGAUUCUGUGGAUCUGACUACCUUUGUAGUCCCCGCUCCAACUGCAGAUUCACCUUACAGCUAUAAGUGGAAUUUAGUGAGCAAUCCUGUGGACUUUGAAGGUCUAAUGGAAGGACAAGAUUCUCAGACACUGAAGCUAUCUCAGUUGUCAGAUGGCCUGUACAUCUUCAGAGUGUCUGUGUCGGGAGACGGUGCUUAUGGAGAAACUCUUGUCAACGUCACUGUGAAGCCUGCCUUGCGUGUAAAUCAGUCUCCUAUAGCCAUCGCCUUACCUGAAGUGCAGGAAAUCAACAUGCAUCCAAUUUCAGCAUUCAUCGAUGGAAGCCGAAGUACAGAUGAUGACAAGAUUGUGAGCUACCGCUGGGAGGAGAUUGAUGGUCCCCUGAGAAAACAGAAGGCGUCAGGAAACACGGCGGUCCUAUACUUGUCUAACCUAGUUCCUGGUAACUACACCUUUAGGCUCACAGUGCUCGACUCGGAUGGGGUAGAGAACUCGACCACUGCCAGAGUCAUUGUCACCAAACGGGUCGAUGAUCCGCCCGUUGCCGAUGCAGGGCCGAAUCAAGUGGUAACCCUGCCACGUAAUAACAUCACGCUGAACGGAAACCAGAGCAGAGACGACCACAUGAUUGUAAACUAUGAGUGGUCACUCAGUGCGGACAGCAAGAGCAAGGUCGUGGUGAUGCAGGGCAUGCAGAGUCCUUGCCUACAGUUGUCUGCGAUGCAGGAGGGCGAUUACACAUUUCAGCUGACUGUCACCGACUCUUCUGGGCAGCGGUCCUCAGCUGAGGUCACUGUCCUAGUGCAGCCUGAGGCCAACCGUCCCCCUGUGGCAAUUGUGGGUCCGGACAAGGAAUUAAUAAGUCCGGUUGAAAGCACCACUCUGAAUGGAGAGGGGAGUACUGAUGACCAGGGUAUUGCAUCGUAUCAUUGGGAACUGAUAAGUGGUUCCAAUGUGAAAAUUGAAGGCAAGGACAAGGCUGUUGCCACAGUUUUGGGACUUCAGAUUGGAGUCUAUCAGCUGAGACUGACAGUCACUGACCAACAGGGUCUGAACAGCUCAAAGAUGCUGGCAAUCACUGUCAAAGAAGAAGUCAACGGUUGUCCCGUGGCCAAUGCCGGAGGUAACCAUGUUCUGUCAUUGCCCAACAAUUCCAUCUCUCUUGAUGGCUCCAGAUCUACUGACGACCAAGCCAUUGUAUCCUACCUUUGGACCAGAGAUGGCCAGAGCCCGGCUGCAGGUGAAGUAUUGCAUGGUUCAGACCAUGAUGCAAUGCUGCAGUUGGCUAAUCUCGUGGAAGGGAAGUACAUUUUUCACCUGACAGUCACUGAUGCAAAGGGCAAGUCGGAUACAGACAGCAUCCUCGUUAAAGUGAGGCCUGAUUCUAGGAAGGAUGACUUGGUGGAGUUGGUUCUCCAUGUCGAGGUGAGCAGACUGACUGAGCAACAGAAGGAAACCCUUGUGCAGCAACUGGCCGUGAUACUGGGCGUCCGAGAUGAAGAUAUCAAAGUCCAGAAGAUUCAGGCGCAUUCUGAUUCCAGCACAGUGUUAACUUUCUACGUGCAGGGCAGGUGGCCAGACAGUGUACAUAAAGGGGCGGAUGUUGUCGGGAGUUUGCAGAAACGACUCAUGAGGGAGAAGGUGGACUUCCUGCUUUUUAAGGCAUUGAGAAUAGAUACAGUUGUCUGCUUCCUGCAGUGCUCAGGCCAUGGGCACUGUGAUCCAUUCACCAAACGCUGUGCCUGCUACCCGUUCUGGACGGAGAAUCCGUUAUGGCAUUACUUGUAUGAGGGAGAAAGCAACUGCGAGUGGAACAUUUUAUACGUGAUUCUGUCAGUGUUUCUAGCAAUCGUCAUAAUUGGAGGAAUUUGCUGGAUCUGUAAUUGUUGUUGCAAGAGAAAGAGGACGAAAGUAAGGAAGAAAACCAAAUACACCAUCUUGGACGAUAUGGAUGAUCAAGAAAGAGUGGCAUUGAGGCCUAAAUAUGGUUAGUGGUUUAAUGUACAGAUGCAAAGAGGUUUACAGAUGAUAUGAGUGAUUA